AGCCCAAGAGCCCAGAGCCACAAGGGAUUGAGACACCUUGGCCUCUUCUGCUUCGGGGAAACGGGUGGCUGUUGCGCCACUUCCAGAGAUUGCAGAGGAAGCAGAAUGUAAUGACAGUAAACAACUUGGGAAGUUUCUUGUUGCAAGGAGCUACUGUUGGGACUGUGCCUCCCAGCAUCCCCUACUUGGGCCAGGCAGUGUGCCGUCUUGGAAACAGAGGCUCCUGGGAGCUCCAGUCCACAGCCAUGUAGAGUAUGGGGAUGCUGGGAACAGCAGUCAGUGGAGCGAAGGGGGAUUCUGGGCUUUCUUAUCCAAAACCAGCUUCCAGUUCCUAAAACUUGGAAAUGAGGCUGCCAUGCUGACAGCGGCCGCUAGGGGCCGCUCGAAAUCCACUAUCUUUGCAGCGUUCUCAUUGGACGCCAAGAGGACGCCGCGUCCAAUGAAAGCGUUGCUACUACGCUGCGUUCCUUUUCCACGCCCCCAAGCUAGGCGAUUGGCUGUCUGUGGGGGCGGAGCCAAAUGAACAAAAGGGCGUCACUUGACGGAGACAGACAUGAACGCCAGCCAAUCCAAAGUGGCAGAGGUGUCCGUGGGCGUGGCUAGGCCCAGCCGUUUGAAUCCUGGUUUUUGGCGGCCCAAGAUGGCGGACGAAGGAGCGGCGAAGGCGGGCGGCGCCGAGGGAGAGGCGGAGGCGGUUCCAGCAGCGCCGCUGUCGGCUGCUCUUCCGGAGGGGACCCCGAGCCGGGAGCAGGUGCUGGACUUCAUCGUGGACUCCUUCCUGCGGACCCUCGAAACCGGCGGGUUCCAGGUGUUUGCCAAGUGCUACCGGCGCCUCUACAAAACCCAGCCCAGGCUGACCAAGUGCGUCUAUGACCAGUUCGCCUCCCAUCUGCAGAGCUCCAUCCGGGGAGAGAUCCAAGAGCUGAAGGCGGAAGGGAACCUCAAGGUGCUCUUUGAAUCCCUGGAUAAACUUGUGGAAGGAGCCAAGGAGAGGGAAACGCCGGCCUGGCGUCCCAGCGGAGUCCCGGAGGCCGACGUCCGCAGCGUGGUGGUGCCCUACCUCCUGAAGCAGCGCGAGUUCCUCCAAAAGGCCCUGAAAGAGAAGGAGGCGGGGAACGCCCGGCUGGCCGAAGCCGUUCUGGCCGGACGGAAGAAGAUUGCGGACCUUCAGGAGGAGAUCGAGAGGCGCAAGGCCGAGUGGCAGGCGGUUGUUGCAGACGGCCGGAGGACCAUCAGCACCCUUGAGGAGGUUCCCUGAGAGAGCUGGACUUCGCUGGCUUCCCAGGGAAGGAGCUUCACCUCCAAGAAGAAGCUGGCCAUCCAUCCUCUGGAAAACAAGUAACUUGCCUGCCUCUCUGACAUGCCAUUCCCCAAGGAACUCUUGUGUCUGUGCCAAAGCCUUGGACUCUCUGGACAUUGGCCUGACGUCCAGCCAGAUGCCCCCAGAAGCCCUGGGUCUCUUUGCUGCAGCGUCUGUGUCAGGAAGCCCAGCUCACUUCUCUUGUUCUCUGGACUUCAGUCAUUCCUGCCUUUCUCUUCCUUUUCCUCCUCUUUGCUUUUUGUAGAGUUGGAAAUGUUCAUCUCGCAAAGAGCAGGACCUUUCCCCCUCCGAGGCGGAGUGUGCCCAUGGGUGCCAACGUCUUGCCAGGCAAACGGAGAGGAAUGGAAAAGCUGCCAGUGGAGCAUUCUUGGGACUUUUGGGGUGCCUUGAGAGAGAGGUCUCAGUUGGUCCUGUUUGUCUUUUGUGUGAAGAAAGUGUUCCCAAAAUGCACACCUUCUUGGUUGUUGGUGUAUCAAUAAACAGGGCGUUGUGUUGAGUGGAAA
Messenger RNA from Sceloporus undulatus (fence lizard), 1824 nucleotides. RefSeq names its product polyamine-modulated factor 1-like. Gene Ontology annotation, cellular component: MIS12/MIND type complex. The record is from RefSeq and is a predicted model, not a curated record. The transcript is spliced from 5 exons. Bases 554 to 1258 code for a protein of 234 amino acids. NCBI's taxonomy places the organism in Eukaryota, Metazoa, Chordata, Lepidosauria, Squamata, Phrynosomatidae. Gene Ontology annotation, biological process: chromosome segregation.